Molecule: messenger RNA, 1121 nt
Organism: Acanthopagrus latus (yellowfin seabream)
Lineage: Eukaryota; Metazoa; Chordata; Actinopteri; Spariformes; Sparidae
Product: immunoglobulin lambda-1 light chain-like
Exons: 9
Coding region: 1-1056 (351 amino acids)
Source: RefSeq, a predicted model, not a curated record
AUGCUUUUCCUCCCAGCUGCUGCUCUGUGCUGUCUGUGUUCAGCGCUGGUUGCCAUGGCAGCACAGCUGAUUCAAGACGAUUUAACAUUGACCAGGAGAGUUGAUGGAGACGUCUCCUUCAGCUGUCGAGGAACUGAACAGUGUAACAGUGACUGGGUAUACUGGUACCAGAAGAAAGACACAGAAACGUUCACAAGGAUUCUCCGUAUUGAAAGGAAUAGUGGUAACAUAUAUGAUGAGUACAAUCAUCCUCAGAAAGAGGAUUUCUCAGCUGUCUAUAAUCAGAGCGUCUGUGUGUUGAAGAUCCAGAGAGUUAAACUCCUUCAUUCAGCCACCUACUACUGCUCCUGUUGGAAGAGUGGAUACUACAUGUUUGGUUCUGGAACUAAACUGUUUGUAACAGAUGAGCAGGUAGUGAAGCCCGUGGUGAGCGUGUACCCAGCAGCAUCCAGAGCCCACCUGGAGGGGAGGAGCUCCCUGCUGUGUGUGGCCUCAGCCAUGUUUCCUCCUCUGGUCCGCUUCUCCUGGAAAAGACGAAGGCAAGAUCAGGUGGAGCAGCUCCCUGCUGAGGGAGAGCAGCUGGAGCUCACAGAGUCGGGAUGCACCGCCACCAUCUUGUCUCUUGAUCGGGACGCUCUCGACACGUAUAAAUACCGCUGCACCGUCCAGCACGAGGGGGGCACAGUGGAGGGCCAAACAGAACAAGCUGCAGUUCAAACAACAAGCAGAAGCAUCACCACCACAUCCAGCGCACCACCGACCUCCAUCGUAACGCAGCCUGAAGCAGCUGCAGUUCAAACAACAAGCAGAAGCAUCACCACCACAUCCAGCGCACCACCGACCUCCAUCGUAACGCAGCCUGAAGCAGCUGCAGGUGAGACAACAAACAUCAGCAACACCACAUCCAGCAAAUUGCCCAAGUCCAUCGUAGCGCAGCGUCAAGCAGUGUCCUUCCAGUCUCAGUGCAGGGUGAAGCUGCUCUGUGUGCUCUACACAGUGCUGAUAGUGAAGAGUCUGGUGUACUGCUGUGGACUCUCUCUGCUGAGGAUCCUCUGAAACAAGGGACCGUCCACCAGCUGCUCACAUGCUGACUGACUGUUUUCUGCUCGCCUUUUCUCACC